GGGGGGUCUAAAUUUAUUUGUUGUUGGGUAUAAUAAUGAGGGGAUAUCAGUAGUGGGGUACAUAUGGUCAACCUAUGUAAGUAGCGAGAUAGAAGGAGCAUUCAUAAUUUUUUUCACCCAAUUCCAAAGAUUCGUCUGUCUCCUCAUUCUCUCCUUUGAUUAUUAAGCCCCCACACACACAAACAGCGGCCACCACCAAACCAACCCAUUCCCAUUCCUCUUCUUAAACCCCCAUUUCCCUCUCUCAUCUUCCCCCACCCAAUUUCCAACUUCCCACGCCAAUUUUGAAUUUACCCAGAUGGGUUUUGACGAUCUCUCUAAUACAGGGCUUCUCUUGGGUUUGGGAUUAACGCUUCCCUCUAAGCCGUCUCCGCCUGAUAAUCUUUCUCAAACGCCCAAGAAAUCAGUAGCUCUGUUCACUUUCUCCCCUUCCGCCGCUAAUUCCGAGCCGUCUUUAACUUUGGGCCUUUCCUCCGACGCUUACCUCAACCUGCAGGCCGCCGCUGAUGCGGUUGAUUUGUGUCGCCAGCCCUCGCCCCACAGCGCGGUUUCUUCAUUCUCCAGCGGCGGCAGAGUGAAGCGCGAGAGAGACGUUUCCGGUGAAGAUAUUGAGGAAGAGAAAGCUUCUUCUCGAGUCAGUGAUGAAGAUGAAGAUGGCUCUAAUGCUAGGAAAAAACUUAGGCUAACCAAACAACAAUCUGCCCUCUUGGAGGAGAGCUUCAAACUUCACAGCACUCUCAACCCUAAGCAAAAACAAGCUUUGGCCAGGGAGUUAAAUCUGCGGCCGAGACAAGUUGAAGUUUGGUUCCAGAACAGGAGAGCCAGGACAAAGCUAAAGCAAACAGAGGUAGAUUGCGAGUUCCUAAAGAGAUGCUGCGAGACACUAACAGACGAAAACAGGAGACUGCAGAAAGAGCUGCAGGAAUUGAAAGCCCUGAAACUCGCACAGCCUCUGUUUAUGCAAAUGCCGGCGGCGACACUCACCAUGUGCCCGUCGUGCGAGCGGAUCGGCGGCGGAGUAAACGGCGACGGCAGUUCCAAGGGC
Molecule: messenger RNA, 1045 nt
Organism: Momordica charantia (bitter melon)
Lineage: Eukaryota; Viridiplantae; Streptophyta; Magnoliopsida; Cucurbitales; Cucurbitaceae
Product: homeobox-leucine zipper protein HAT22
Biological process (GO): regulation of DNA-templated transcription
Molecular function (GO): sequence-specific DNA binding; DNA-binding transcription factor activity, RNA polymerase II-specific
Source: RefSeq, a predicted model, not a curated record